AUGGCUCCUCUCCUCCUAAUUGCCACCUCCCUCACCUUCAUCUACCUCCUCACCCUCGCCCUCGGCCUCCAAGGUCGCACUCGCAGACUCCCCCCAGGCCCCCGCGGCUGGCCACUCGUCGGCGCCCUUCCAGCCUUCCGCCGCGCCACCGCAAGCAGCGCUGGCCUCACAGCAUGGCUCCUCAGUCUCCGCACGUACGGGGAGCUCACCACCAUCCGCCUCGGGUCUGCAACCUGGAUAUCCCUCAACAGCACGCGUGUAGUUGCCGCACUCAUUGAUAAGCGCGGGAUCAUCACCAGCGAGCGGCCCUACUACCCCGUCGCCAGCGGGCUCGUAAGCCAGCACAAGCGCACCGUCCUCCGCCAGACCGCCGCAUGGAGAGAAGGACGCCGCGUGAUGCAGAGGCUCCUCCUCUCCAGUGCCGACCUCGCGCAGUACGGCGCCUGGGCCGAGCUUGAGAGCACCGCGCUGCUGGCGGCAUAUUUACAGCGUCCGGAACGCUGGUUUGCUCACCACACGCGGUACACGCUGAGUGUGGUGUAUCGGAUCGUGUUUGGGCAGCGUGUGCGGCGCCGCACGCGCGAGGUGGAGGCAUUUGUGUUUGCGGCGGCGGAAUUUGUGGCGAGUAUCAAUGCGAGUGCCGUGGAUUUCUUCCCAUGGGUGGCGACAGUGUUUCCCCAGUUCAUGUGGCGUGGGCGGUGGAAGGAUAUGGGCGAGAGGCAUCGGCAGAUCUAUCAGGCCUGGUGGAGGCAGGUUAAGGAAGCCGUGGACGGGGGGACAGCGCCGCCGAGCUGGACGAGGGAUGUUCUGUUGGCCAAAGAGACGGGGUAUACGGGGAGUGACGAGGAUGCGAUGUAUUUAUCUACCUCGGUGGUUGGGGCUGGUGCGGAUAAUCCCCGGAAAGUUCUUAAUACGUUUGUUAUGGCGGCGCUGCGGUAUCCGGAUAUACUGACCAGGGCGAGGGCGGCAGUUGAUGGUGUCUGCGGAACGGGCGCGGAUAUGAGGCUUCCUAGGAUGAAAGAUAUGGAGUCGAUGCCCUAUAUUUGUGCUCUACUGAAGGAGGUAAUGCGAUGGAGACCGAGUGUGCCGCUGAUUCCACCGCACCAGCUGACGCAGGACCUGGAAUUCGAGGGAUAUCUCUUUCCUAAGGGGACAAUAUUUGCGAUCAAUGCUAUCGCUCUUGGUCAGGAGUGCGAGCAUCCUGAUGACUUCAAGCCGGAGAGAUGGCUUGAUGACGAUGUUUGCAAUGUCAGUCACGGACAUUGGAGUUUUGGUGGCGGGAGGAGGAUUUGUGUGGGGUAUAGAGUCGCCCAGCAGUUGUUGUUUAUUGCUUUAGCCAGGCUGAUAUACUGCUUUGACUAUGAAGCCGCUGGCCCUUUGGAUGAUCGAACUCUGAACCACCAGAAACCAGGAGAACCUUUCCCUGUACAGGUCAAGGUUAGAAGUAAGGAGCAUGAAGCGUUGAUUCUUAACGAGGCAAGACAAAGUGGAGUAUUAGAAGACGCCACUCUAGAGUUCUAA
Molecule: messenger RNA, 1521 nt
Organism: Venustampulla echinocandica
Lineage: Eukaryota; Fungi; Ascomycota; Leotiomycetes; Helotiales; Pleuroascaceae
Exons: 2
Coding region: 1-1521 (506 amino acids)
Molecular function (GO): heme binding; iron ion binding; oxidoreductase activity, acting on paired donors, with incorporation or reduction of molecular oxygen
Source: RefSeq, a predicted model, not a curated record